Messenger RNA from Sordaria macrospora k-hell, 201 nucleotides. The record is from the annotation of a RefSeq genome assembly. Lineage: Eukaryota; Fungi; Ascomycota; Sordariomycetes; Sordariales; Sordariaceae.
AUGCGCUCCCCCUUCCAGCACCCGAACGCACGCAUCCCGGUCCUGGAGCAGCAUGCCGAGUGCAACAGGACGGUCCCGAUCAACACCGCCACCAUCAACGGGCAUGAGUACGACGUCUCCGGGCCCGAGUCCGAACGCAUGGAGAUCAUGGCGGACCUGGUGGAUCUGCCCGAUGAGAAGUUUGCGGCGAAAUGGGCCAGA